AUGCGGUUCUAUGGCAAGGACGCUCGAUGGUACCGCCUCGGGUCCGAGCAUGUUCUCAACGCUAUCUCGAAGGUUCCGGAAGAUGUCCCGAGCACCCUCAAAGAAGCCCUCAGAGGAGAAGAGAAAGAAUUCUGGAGAAUGGCGAUAAAGACAGAGUUGUCGACGAUAGAGGGAAAGGAUGUCCGGUCUGGGAGGAAGCAGUGUUGCCGAAAUGGAGGAAGGUCGUGGGAUACGAAAUCGAAGUUGGUCAAGCCAACGUCAAAGGGGCGUAUCCUUAAUGGCCGGCUCUAG
This is a messenger RNA of Cryptococcus amylolentus CBS 6039, 291 nucleotides long. RefSeq lists its product as hypothetical. The record is from RefSeq and is a predicted model, not a curated record. The coding region runs from base 1 to 291 and encodes 96 amino acids. The transcript has 2 exons. NCBI's taxonomy places the organism in Eukaryota, Fungi, Basidiomycota, Tremellomycetes, Tremellales, Cryptococcaceae.